CACAUUGCGCGCUCAGGAGUAAAUACAUCACUGUCUCCGUUGAUGACAAAGUGCCUGCCUGCUGAUGCCCGGGUCAUCUCGAUCUCCUCAGCCUCCUUUACCGUCGAUCAAGCCGUCCUCACUGGUGAAUCUCACUGUGUCACAAAAUCUACCGAGACCGUGAACCUGUCGGGUGCCGUCAAGCAAGAUAUGGUCAAUAUCUUGUGCAGUAGGACUACGAUUGUCAGCGGCAAAGCCCAAGCUGUCGUCGUCUUCACCUGUAGUCGGACCGCGAUCGGUGAUAUCCACGAAUCGAUCACCAGUCAGAUAUCUUCAGAACACUCCAUUCAAACAAAAGGUCGAUGAUUUCAGCGACCUCUUGGUUGCUCUUCCUUAAACUUACUCUUCCUUGAG
Molecule: messenger RNA, 393 nt
Organism: Puccinia graminis f. sp. tritici CRL 75-36-700-3
Lineage: Eukaryota; Fungi; Basidiomycota; Pucciniomycetes; Pucciniales; Pucciniaceae
Product: Ca2+ transporting ATPase
Exons: 1
Coding region: 43-345 (100 amino acids)
Source: RefSeq, a predicted model, not a curated record